Molecule: messenger RNA, 1661 nt
Organism: Polistes canadensis
Lineage: Eukaryota; Metazoa; Arthropoda; Insecta; Hymenoptera; Vespidae
Gene: Rpn8
Product: 26S proteasome non-ATPase regulatory subunit 7
Exons: 5
Coding region: 71-1033 (320 amino acids)
Biological process (GO): proteasome-mediated ubiquitin-dependent protein catabolic process
Cellular component (GO): proteasome complex; proteasome regulatory particle
Molecular function (GO): protein binding; metallopeptidase activity
Source: RefSeq, a predicted model, not a curated record
GUGAUCAUCAAUAAUUGCAAUUUGUCAUCAUCAUUUAGGUUAGAGGCGUUAUUGAAGAGACAGCUAAAAAAUGCCGAGUCAAGAAGUUGUUACUACGAAAGUAGUGGUCCAUCCUUUAGUUUUAUUGAGUGUGGUGGAUCAUUUUAAUCGUAUGGGAAAAAUUGGAAAUCAAAAAAGAGUAGUUGGUGUACUUCUUGGUUGCUGGAGAGCCAAAGGUGUCUUAGAUGUGUCAAAUAGUUUUGCAGUACCCUUUGAUGAAGAUGACAAGGAUAAGAGCGUGUGGUUCCUUGACCAUGAUUAUCUUGAAAAUAUGUAUGGAAUGUUCAAAAAAGUCAAUGCUCGAGAGAAAGUAGUAGGUUGGUAUCACACAGGACCUAAACUACAUCAAAAUGAUGUUGCCAUCAAUGAAUUGAUCAGAAGAUAUUGCCCAAAUUCUGUAUUAGUUAUUAUAGAUGCUAAACCAAAAGAUUUAGGUCUUCCUACUGAGGCAUAUCAAGCAAUAGAGGAAGUACACGAUGAUGGUUCGCCAACGUCUAAAACAUUUGAGCACAUACCUAGUGAAAUUGGUGCAGAAGAAGCUGAAGAGGUCGGAGUUGAGCAUUUAUUACGUGACAUUAAGGAUACAACAGUUGGAACACUUAGUCAACGUAUUACAAAUCAACUUCUCGGGUUGAAAGGUCUUCAUGAGCAAAUAAGAGAAAUAAGAGAUUAUUUAAUACAAGUUGGUAAUGGUAAAUUACCAAUAAAUCAUCAAAUUGUUUAUCAACUUCAAGAUAUAUUUAAUUUACUACCAGACAUGACACAGAGUAGUUUUGUUGAUUCAUUAUAUGUUAAAACAAAUGAUCAAAUGUUGGUAGUAUAUUUAGCAGCACUGGUAAGAUCCAUAGUGGCUCUUCACAACUUAAUCAACAAUAAAUUAACUAAUCGUGAUGCCGAGAAGAAAGAAAUGGACAAGAAAGAUGCCAAGAAAGAUGAGAAAAAAGAGGAAGACAAAAAAGAUGAAAAAGAAAAAGGAAAAUCUAAAAGUCAAUGAAUGAGAAAUAUUGCACACCUCGAUAAAAAAUUUAAUUUGUGAAUUAAAAAAUUAGAACCGUCUAAGUUUAGAAUAAUAAUUAGCUUCGCAUAUGUAAAUAGCGAUGCUUGUUUAUAAUAUAUACAUAAUGAAUUUGUAUUCUGCAACAAAAAUAUCAACAGAGAUUAAUUAUUAAAUUAAUACAGAACGACGAAGUUACCCAUUUUCACGCUUUCAAAAUCAUCAUAAUCACUUACUAAUUAUAUCCAAUUUAAAUAUAUAGGUUCUCUUGUAAAUGUCACAUGUACGUUGUUGUUAUUACAGUUUUCAAUGUACUAGAUGACGAUGUAUGAAAUGAAAUGGUCUAUGAAAAAUGUGAAAAUGAAGAAUAAUUGUAGUUGACACAUAAUUCAUUGAUACAUAAUUACAUGUUGUUUUGUUCCAGUUGAAAACUAGUAAUAUAAGAUAAUCGGAUAUUACGAAUUAUGUGAUUAUACUAAAAUAGAAUUUUUCUAUGAAAUUAUCUGAAAUGGAUUUAUCAAAUGGUUAUAAAUACUUUAUAAACAUCAUAGAGACACACUGUAUUUUGUAGGAAAUGCAAUUUUUUACUUAAAAUAUUGUAGAGUCUAAAUAAAAAAACAUUUUUAAA